Anoplophora glabripennis (Asian longhorned beetle) is the source of this 3260-nucleotide messenger RNA. RefSeq names its product probable ATP-dependent RNA helicase DDX46 (gene Prp5). The record is from RefSeq and is a predicted model, not a curated record. Gene Ontology annotation, molecular function: RNA helicase activity; nucleic acid binding; ATP binding. The coding region runs from base 98 to 3181 and encodes 1027 amino acids. Gene Ontology annotation, cellular component: nucleus. The transcript is spliced from 12 exons. Gene Ontology annotation, biological process: mRNA splicing, via spliceosome. NCBI's taxonomy places the organism in Eukaryota, Metazoa, Arthropoda, Insecta, Coleoptera, Cerambycidae.
AUAACAAAAAUGGAGGUUAUGUUGAGUCAAUGUGUUAAUGUAAAUUUAUGAACGCUAACUUAUUUAAAUUGUUUUCUAAUCAUAAUUCAAUGAUAUAAUGGUCAGAAGUAGGGACAGAAGCAGGACUCCUGAACGAAAAAGGCGAAGAUCGAGGUCUCGCAGUAAGGAGAGACCGAAAUCCAGCAGGUAUAGAAGAAGCAGAUCAAGGGAAAGAGAGAGGCGAAGAAGUCGUUCUAGAUCGAAAGAUCGAUCUGACAGGAGGGACCGAGACCGAGAUAAAAGGUCUUACAGCAGAGACAGGGAUCGAGAAAGAGAUAGAGAUCGCAGAAGAGGAGACAGUAAAGAACGUCGUAGUGGGAAAUCAAGUAGACGACGAUCAAGGUCUAGGUCUCGUACUCCUGAAAAACCAAAGCAAGAUGACACAGGGCUUUCUUUUGAUCCCGCCAAUUUGGAUAAGGAAGAAGAGCAAAGAAAACUUGAAUUGGAAAUGGUAAAAAGACGGGAAAGAAUAGAACGAUGGAGAGCCGAAAGGAAAAAGAAAGAGCAAGAAGCCACCAAGAAGGAAGCACAAAAGGGAACAUUAGUUCAGAACCUCACCAUUCCUCAGGGGGCAACAAAGAAAUGGUCCCUGGAAGACGAUUCCGAAGAUGAAGAUAAAAACGAUAAGGGAGAAAAGGAAGAAAAUGGAGAGAAAAAUGUGGAAGAGAAGAAACCAGAGGAGAAAGAAGUUGAGUGCAAACCGGAGAAGGUAGAAGAGGAAGAAGAAGAUGAAAUGGAUACUUUGGAUGAAUUUAUGAAAGGUGUGCAAGCAGAAGUUAGAAAAAUAAAUAAACUGGACGUAAAGAAACCUAGUGACCCAAAUGCUAAGAAGACUUCACUUGUAAUAGUGACCGGCGUAGCAAAAUCCAAGGUUAAUAAGAACAAAGGCGAGCUCAUCGAACAGAAUCAAGACGGGCUUGAAUAUUCCUCGGAGGAAGAGCAAGAAGAUUUAAAGGACACUGCAGCCAACAUAGCUAAUAAACAAAAAAAGGAACUGGCAAAGAUUGAUCAUAACAAUAUUGUAUACAUAACGUUCAGGAAGAAUUUCUACGUGGAAGUCCCUGAAAUUGCCAAGAUGACGCACGAGGAGGUUGAGGCUUAUAAAGAAGAGCUGGAAGGAAUAAGAGUUAAAGGCAAGGGUUGUCCAAAACCCAUAAAAACUUGGGCUCAAUGUGGCGUUUCCACGAAAGAACUUAAUAUUCUCAAGAAACUGGGUUUUGAGAAACCCACGCCAAUUCAGGCUCAAGCCAUACCAGCAAUAAUGUCAGGGAGAGACCUUAUAGGUAUCGCUAAAACCGGUAGCGGUAAAACGUUAGCCUUCCUCUUGCCCAUGUUCCGACACAUACUCGAUCAAUCACCCUUAGAGGAAACCGAUGGUCCAAUCACCAUCAUCAUGACUCCUACAAGGGAACUGUGCAUGCAAAUUGGGAAGGAUAUUAAAAAGUUCUCGAAAAGCUUGGGACUGCAUGCGGUCUGCGUCUACGGUGGAACUGGGAUAUCAGAGCAGAUUGCUGAACUCAAGAGAGGUGCGGAAAUAAUAGUGUGCACCCCGGGCCGCAUGAUCGACAUGCUCGCCGCUAACAGCGGGAAGGUAACGAACUUGCGUCGCGUGACGUACAUCGUGUUGGACGAAGCCGACCGCAUGUUUGAUAUGGGUUUCGAACCUCAGGUAAUGCGCAUAAUAGAUAACGUUCGACCAGAUAGGCAAACAGUUAUGUUCAGUGCAACUUUCCCCAGGCAAAUGGAAGCGCUGGCCAGACGGAUACUGCAGAGGCCCAUCGAGGUACAAGUCGGUGGGCGCUCAGUAGUUUGCAAGGAAGUCGAACAACACGUGGUCAUCCUGGAGGAAGAGCAGAAAUUCUUGAAGCUCCUCGAACUCCUCGGUUUGUACCAGGAACUCGGCAGUAUUAUCGUAUUCGUAGACAAGCAAGAAAACGCCGAUAUCCUCCUGAAAGAACUCAUGAGAGCCGCCUACAACUGCAUGAGUCUCCACGGGGGCAUCGAUCAGUUCGACCGCGAUUCCACCAUCAUAGAUUUUAAGACGGGAAAAAUUAAACUGCUCGUCGCCACCUCGGUAGCUGCCAGGGGCCUGGACGUCAAACAGUUGAUCCUAGUCGUUAACUACGACUGCCCGAAUCAUUACGAGGAUUACGUCCACAGGUGUGGAAGGACGGGAAGGGCCGGGAAUAAAGGGUUCGCGUACACUUUUAUCACUCCCGAGCAGGGGAAGUACGCCGGGGACGUCAUAAAGGCCUUCGAGCUAGCUUCGGUGACAGUUCCGGAUCCUUUGAGGACUCUGUGGGAGACCUACAAAACGAAACUAGAGUCUGAAGGUAAAAAAGUUCACACUGGAGGUGGUUUUAGCGGUAAAGGUUUCAAGUUCGACGAAUCGGAAGCGGCCGCUGUGAACGAGAAGAAGAAGUUCCAGAAAGCGGCCCUGGGGUUGGCAGACAGUGAUGAUGAAGACUUGGAACAUGAUAUUGACCAGCAAAUCGAGAGCAUGUUUGCCACGAAGAGGACCGUAAAGGAGAUAAAGGCGCCUUUAGGUCUUAUCAAUCCAGCAGCGAUGGGCAACAUCAACACGGCAGUCGAUAAGCUGGAACUGGCCAAACGACUCGCCUCCAAGAUCAACCUGACCAAAAACGCUAUCCUCGAUACCAAGUUUGCCACCCAGCAGGCUGCAGAAUCGAUUCUUAAAGGUAGCGGGUCUCAGCCGCCUAUAACCGCUAAAACGGUGGCGGAGCAGUUGGCUGCCAAGCUUAACACGAAGCUUAAUUAUCAGCCGAAGGAUGACGAUGACAGGAUGGAUGAGGAUUCAGAGCAGACGUUCAGGAAGUACGAGGAGGAGCUGGAGAUCAACGAUUUCCCACAGCAGGCUAGGUGGAGGGUCACCUCAAAGGAGGCGCUAGCCCAGAUUUCAGAAUACUCCGAAGCGGGUAUCACAGUUAGGGGCACCUACGUGCCUACAGGUAAGUCGCCCCCAGAGGGUGAAAGGAAGUUGUACCUCGCCAUCGAGAGUACCUCGGACAUCGCCGUGUCCAAAGCCAAGUCUGAGAUCACCAGGUUGAUCAAGGAAGAGCUGCUGAAACUACAGACGGCGGGUCACCACACCUUCAACAAGGCUAGAUACAAGGUGGUGUAGUGUCUUGUGGCAGGGUGUGUUUGUAUUUAAAUUAUGCUCCCAAUUAUGUAUUUUACAAUAAAAUGAUGUAUGUAUGAUA